CUGUUGUGGAAAUUACUCUGAAAUAUGUAAUAUUCGACUUCUCUUCAUUCAAACUUCAAAGUCUUUCUUUUUAGUCCGAGUCAAUAUACUUACUUACCAACGCCGGCCUGUGUUUAGUUAUAAAUAUCGAUCGAGUUCCACUACUCCAGUACGUACUUGUGGAUCAAACUGAGUUCUAUCUCUACUCCUAAAUAUAUAUCUCAAAACCAAGUCUCGGUCAUCCUCGCCUAGUACGUACACAGCGAGAUCAUUCUCAUGGCUCAGAUAACUCCGAAUCACACACAGACUGUUUCAGGGUGGGCAGCUCACGAUUCCUCCGGCGAGAUUACCCCUUUCAUCUUCAAGCGAAGGGAAAACGGGAUCAAUGAUGUUACGAUAAAGAUACUGUACUGUGGGAUAUGCCACACUGAUCUCCACCAAGCUAGGAAUGACUGGGGCAUCACCAUGUAUCCUAUUGUCCCUGGUCAUGAGAUUACUGGGGUGGUCACGAAAGUUGGGAGCAACGUGAAGAACUUCUCGGUUGGAGAUAGAGUUGGGGUCGGGUGCCUUGCGGCGACGUGCUUGGAGUGUGAUUUCUGCAAGGAAUCCCAGGAGAACUACUGCGAGGAUCUUCAGUUUACCUACAAUGGCGUCUUCUGGGAUGGUAGUAUUACCUACGGUGGCUACUCCAAAAUGUUGGUCGCCGAUCACAGGUAUGUGGUGCACAUACCAGAAAACCUGCCAAUGGAUGGUGCAGCGCCGCUAUUGUGCGCCGGAGUGACUGUGUUCAGCCCCUUGAGAGAUCACGACUUGCACAAAUCACCGGGAAAGAAAAUCGGCGUCGUCGGCCUCGGAGGUCUCGGACACGUGGCUGUGAAAUUUGGCAAGGCUUUGGGUCAUCACGUCACCGUCAUCAGCACCUCUCCGUCCAAAGAGAAAGAGGCCAAAGGUCACUUGGGUGCAGACGAUUUUAUAGUCAGCACCGAUGACCAGCAAAUGCAGAAAGGAAAGAAGAGACUGGACUUCAUAUUGAACACGGUGUCAGCUAAGCACUGUCUCGGACCACUGUUAGAGCUGCUCAAAGUGAACGGGACCAUGGUGGUUGUGGGUGCGCCAGACCAACCCUUUACAUUGCCUUCCUUCCCCAUGAUAUUCGGGAAGAGAGCAGUGAAGGGUAGUGUGAUCGGAGGGAUGGAUGAGACGAGGGAGAUGAUGGAACUCUGCGGCAAACACAAUAUUACGUGUGACAUCGAGCUUACAACGCCGGACAAAAUCAACCAAGCCUUAGAUCGCGUUGCAAAGAAUGACGUUAGGUAUCGCUUUGUUAUCGACAUUGGUAAUUCUCCCGCUGCUGUUGUUGAUGAUGAUCAAAUCUGUUCCAGUCUAUAGAGUUAUCCAAGAGGUCUAAAACCAUAUAUUGUAAUCUUAAUCUUAAUUGGUUGCAUCGUGUCAUUUGAGUUUAAUUAAUUAAGGUGUUCGUGGGUCUUUGUCGCUUAGUUUGGUUAAGUCUCGAGAUGGUUGUUGGAGAAACUUGUGGAGUUUAGAGGGGUACUUUAGAAUCGGGUUCGUGUGCGUGGUUGUUAUCUUUGUAAACCAGUUCACAUUGAAAAUAUUUUGAAUAAGUCGAGUUAUUGCGUUCAA
Molecule: messenger RNA, 1620 nt
Organism: Argentina anserina (silverweed cinquefoil)
Lineage: Eukaryota; Viridiplantae; Streptophyta; Magnoliopsida; Rosales; Rosaceae
Product: probable cinnamyl alcohol dehydrogenase 6
Exons: 5
Coding region: 256-1368 (370 amino acids)
Biological process (GO): lignin biosynthetic process
Molecular function (GO): zinc ion binding; cinnamyl-alcohol dehydrogenase activity
Source: RefSeq, a predicted model, not a curated record